Alligator mississippiensis (American alligator) is the source of this 2744-nucleotide messenger RNA. It is a transcript of the gene SIKE1, whose product is annotated as suppressor of IKBKE 1. The record is from RefSeq and is a predicted model, not a curated record. The coding region runs from base 9 to 737 and encodes 242 amino acids. The transcript is spliced from 6 exons. NCBI's taxonomy places the organism in Eukaryota, Metazoa, Chordata, Crocodylia, Alligatoridae.
GCGGGCGCAUGCGCGGUGCCCUCGGCCCGGCGGCGCCGUCUGAGCUGCGCACGCGCCGCCUGCGGGCCGGCGGCGGCUGCGAGGUGCGGCCGAGCCGGACUGUCGCGCUCACGAUGAGCUGCACGAUCGAGAAGAUCCUGACGGACGCGCGGACGCUGCUGGACCGGCUCCGCGACCACGACAGCGCGGCCGAGUCGCUCAUCGACCAGUCGGCCGCCCUGCACAGGCGCGUGGCUGCCAUGAGGCAGGCAGGGGCGGCGGGAGCCGAGCAGGCUCACGACGAGGCCGCCAACGUGAAAGAUGUGUCUAAGCUCAAGCCGCACCUCCUGCUCUCCCAAGAGAACACGCAAAUCCGGGACCUGCAGCAGGAAAACAGAGAAUUGUGGAUCUCCUUGGAGGAACACCAGGAUGCUUUGGAACUGAUCAUGAGCAAGUACAGGAAGCAGAUGUUACAAUUAACAAGGGGAGGAAAAGAUGAGGAUGCUGAACCAGUCUUGAAAGUGCACCAGGCUCAGUCCGUGGAGAUUGAGAGUCAAAUAGACAGAAUCUAUGAGAUGGGAGAAGUGAUGAGAAAAGCUGUUCAAGUGGAUGACGAUCAGUUCUUUACAAUUCAGGAAAAACUAGCCCAGUUGGAGCUUGAAAACAAAGAGCUGCGUGAGCUGUUAUCCAUCAGCACGGAAUCUCCCGCGGUGAGGAUAGCGGAGCUGCCGGACAGUGGACCUCAAGCUCCCGAAUAACUGUCUCUCUUUGCUCUUGAAUUUUUAAAAAACUAAACUAUCUGGAACCAACCCUACAGGAAAGCUCACUUUCUUUUGCGUGGUGUUCUUCCACAUGUCUCCUGGUACCCUCAUUUUUCUCUGUCUUCCACAGUGUAUAUAUUUAUUUUCUUAGCACUGCUGUUGAAACAUCCCCCUCUGAUGGCAAUGGUUUGCAAUGCUGCUCAGUCUUAAUAACAAUUAAUGGCAGCUUAACCAUGAGCUAUACUCCUUUGUGCUUGUCUUCCCUAAUAAAGCAUGCUUCUAGCUCAGCUUCAGUUAAAACUCUUACCUGUGCAGAUAGCAGUUUAUCUAUCUUAACUCCCAGUUCAUCGGUGGCUUUAUUUUAUGAGUGGUUAUUUUUUUGUGUAAUGGUUGCGAUUUAGUUGAUGGUUUGAAGAGCUGUCUUUUACAUACCAGGAUAUAUGUUUAAUUUUUUAAAUGGCUAACUCACCAAGCAGUGUGUGGCUGGGUUAACAUCGCUGGGAUACAGACUGGAAGACUGGCUGCUGCUUGUUGUAGGCAGGUUCAGAUACUGGCACAGAAUGUUGUUUAGUAAUACUUUCUGCGUUUCUUGUGUUGUAACGAACCUGGUAUCUGCAACCUCAAUGUUCCAAUGACUAACAGUAUUUUAAAUCACAGAAGACUUUUAAAUACACGCUUCCAAGUUCUUUUCCUAAGUAACUGAAAGCUGAAUUAUUAAUAUUUAAUUUAGCAGUUCCAUAGGAAUGUCAAGUUAUUUGUUCAGUCCUCCAUCAGAAGGCAGAUUUUUGGUGGUCGUGGAGGGAUUUAGGGCUCGUCUCUGAAUUACGGAAGAAAUACUUGCCUCAUCCCAGAACAUCUUUGGAGAAGCUUAGUCUGAGAGAGGAAAAAGGAAUUCUCAAUAGGAAGAUGCUGGGUGAAAAACCUCCCUUCUUCCAUCCCAAGUUAAAAAUAAAUGAACGAAACAAAGAAAGUUUUUCUUCAGAACUCUUUUUGAGACCAAGCAACAUGCUUCUCUUUCCCCUCGUGCCUGGGAGAUUGGUAUUUUAAGUGCAGGGAUUGAAACUGAGCCAUUUCUUGUCGUGUGUUUUGCUUUUAUGGUAAUGUGUUCUGGGAGGUCUGCGUAAGUGCAUUCCACGGGCAGGGGACUCGCUGGAUUGCACAGCAGUUUGCCUCUCGAGCUGCCGUGAAGUUCAGAAGCGGAAGCAGUUGCCUAGCAGUCAUUGCUUAGAUCCUCACUAAGCAAAGGGUGGGAAGAGGGUGCCAUUUUAAUUGUGUUCUUCUGCUAGUCUGCUUUUUUUAAGAGUAAACUUUAGCGCAGUAUCUGUGCCCGUUGUCUGUAACUCAUAAAGCUGCCCUGAGUUUUUCACGAGAGCUCCAGGCAGUUGGGUGCUCAGCUGCCAUUCACUGUUGGUAGGAGUGAGAUGCCUGGCUGAUGAAGAGCCCCUGUCUGCACAGUCCUUGAACUCCAGGUCCCAAAUAAAAUGCUUCCAACAAGUUGCUUCAGUUGCUGUAGUGGACUUUUCCCCAGGGAAGCGGUGAGAACUGGCCUCGUCUCUUCUCAACGCAGCCUCCGACGUAGCCGUGUUACAGCUGCCAGGAUGCGAGCGCCGGAGCGCGCCACAGAAGGUCGAAUUGGCAGAAAAACUGCUGCUGCCGAGUAGCGCGCGAGCACGCCCCGACUAGCGGGAACCGAGCCAGCUGCACAUUAGCACCACUCGCAGCUUUAUGCCUUAAAGAUGCCUUCAUUGCCCCCUUCAGAGCCAGAUGAGUUCCUGCAGCAGUACGGGCAUGUGCUCGUGCCUUGGUUCUGAUGUAUCUUGUGAAUAAGCCGCGGGAGAAGAUAGCGUACGAUAAGCGAUUACAGGGCAAGCGUGGUGUGCCGUGCUGCGCGCUGCUGCGACCCCCUCGCCGGCCAGCUCCAGCGAGCCUUGGAACGGUCCGUUUGUGUCUCGGGACUACCAAGCAGUAUGUACUUUUCUCAAAAUAAAUGCUUACUGUACGUGG